AUGGCUACAUUCAGAGAUCUUUAUUCGAAUAUAUUUACUUAUCCACUAUACAUCGGUAUUUGUCUUCUUCUUAUGAUUGUCUAUUCCAUUAUCUAUAUGGUUUUGGCUGUAUAUAUUGAACGUAUUAAUCCGGGUCAAUUCGGUAUAUCACAACCAUUCUAUUAUCCAUGUUUCAGAAAAACUAAGAAAACUUCGUCAACAGUACCGAUUAGUUAUUAUGAAGAGAAUGGUUGGUCAUCAAUGAACAAAACAAAUACUAAGAUUCAUGAACAUAAUCAUUGGAUCGAGAUGGAUUCAAAUAUGAAUAAAGUUUGUCCAUUGAUGCGUAUAAAACAUUUAACAAAAAAAUUUGGCAAAUUGACAGCUGUCUCAGAUUUUUCUUUUGAUUUUUAUAAAGGUGAAGUAUGCGCAUUAUUAGGACACAAUGGUGCAGGCAAAACAACGAUUACAUUUAUUCUCGUCGGUAUGCUGGAAGCUACAUCGGGUUGUGUUAUUUUGCAGGAUCUGGAUCAUCGAAUACAUAUUCAACAAACUCGAAAAAUGAUCGGUUUUUGUCCACAAUACGAUCCUUACAAUCGUCGUCUCAUUUGGACGAUCAUUCAAAAAAUGAAAGAUGCUGGUAAAUGUGUUAUUCUAACGACUCAUUUUCUUGAAGAAGCCGAUAUUUUAUCCGAUCGAAUUGCGAUUAUGAGUCAUGGUCAAUUGCAAGCGAGUGGCACACCCGAUUUUCUCAAGAAACAAACAGAAUAUGAAUAUCGACUUUUUAUUGACAAACAAGACGUGUGCAAUACUGAAAGUGUUGCUCAAUUUAUUCAACAACAUGUUCAAACAGUCGUCUUAGAACGUGAAACAUCAUCAGAACUUGUUUUUGGAAUUAAACGUGGUGCAACACAAAAUAUUGGUCGAUUGAUUCGUGGUCUCGACGAACAAUGCCAACAACUUGCUAUCAAUGGUUAUGGUUUAUCGAUGACAACUAUUGAAGAAGUCUUUCUCAGGUUCAUAAUAACAGAUGUUCCAUAA
This is a messenger RNA of Rotaria sp. Silwood2, 1020 nucleotides long. Lineage: Eukaryota; Metazoa; Rotifera; Eurotatoria; Philodinida; Philodinidae. The record is from the annotation of a GenBank genome assembly.